AUGGAUGAUGAGACAUUCGCGUGUAUCGUCCCUCCAGCAGCCACAAUUCAGCAGUGCUUUGAUCGUCUCCUAAACGAGGCGCCACCCUCGUUAGAUGACGGCGAGGGAACGGAAGGGAAAACGUGGAGCAUGCUGAUUGACCGUAGGGAGUUUGUAGAGGAUACGCUUCAGUCCUUCGAGGUCCUGGAAGCACGGCGGAAGGAAACCAUGAGAAACGCAAGUGGCCAAGCAUACGCAGCUCCUAGCUGUGGCGUAGUGCCCACCGUCGUAGAGCCGUCAGGAAAAGGCCUCCCGUACGCAGUGUCUUCGUUUUUCGGCGAGGGCAAGUGGGAGCACGUGUGGAGUCAGUUUGAGCGUGACGUAGCGCGAGAGACGCUGAUCGUCAACGGUGUAGUGUGCAGAGAUGCUGAGGCUGCCUUUGAGAAAAUUUCAGAUCUCAUGAACGAUGCAUAUGACGAACUGCUAGCACAGAACUCAAAUGAAGAGACGAAUAGUCCCGCCAGGGUGCCGGGAUGGAAAGGACGCGGGAUUCUGCGGACCGCAAGGAGUUUUGUGGAGUUAGUGAAGGAAACAGUGAAGAAGCCUGCCAAGGAGCGAAGGGUAAAAGAAUCCGUUCGGCUGGCUGUUUUGGGAGCUCAGCAGACUAUCUUGGCACUACCACUGGAACUCCUGACCGCACAUUUUUCCAAAUCUGAAGAGGACGUGGGAAAGGAUGAUGAUUAUGUUCCGCAAAUGGUGCACAUAGGGGAAAUGUCAUACGACCCGAGGGAUGAAGGCGUAAAGAGGUACAGUGAAAAUAGUCCAGGGAGAAUGUUCGUGCAAGUAGAACGUCGCAGCCAGGGAAGUAGGUUACCCUUCGUGCGCGUUGACAAACAACUUCGUGUUUUCACGACUGACGAAGCGAUGGUGCGGCGAGAAAAAUUGUAUUUACGCAUAAUUGUUGAAAUUAACCUUCUUUCAGAUGAUCAAGUGGAGCUAAGCUGGGAGUGGGGUCGCCCGUAA
Molecule: messenger RNA, 1002 nt
Organism: Trypanosoma brucei brucei TREU927
Lineage: Eukaryota; Euglenozoa; Kinetoplastea; Trypanosomatida; Trypanosomatidae
Exons: 1
Coding region: 1-1002 (333 amino acids)
Source: RefSeq, a predicted model, not a curated record